UUAAAUUUUAGAAGAAAACCAUUAAAUAUUAUUAAAAUGGAUUUUGAAACUUCCACGCCUUCCCCAGUCCCCCAAACAUCAUCUCCACAACCAUCAAUUUCCCCAUUACCAACAAAUUGUUGUUUGUCUUCAACAACAUGUUUUUUAAACGAACAACAAAUAAAAAUAAAUAAAAGUUUUGAAAACAUUCCUCACAACAUUACAAACAACACAAACAUUUCCCCAACAAAUAUUUCCCCAACAAACAUUUCCCCAACAAACAUUUCCCCAACAAACAUCCCUUCCUCUUCUUCCUCUCAAAACACCAUUAUCUCUUCUUCAUGUUCUCACGUUUCCAAUUCCUCUUUUUAUUCUGAUGGAAACGCCCCCCAACAUUCUCCCACUGCUGCAGAGAGAGAACACGCCCCUCAACAACCGUUGCUACAACAAUGUCCUCAGCAAAAGCAGUUAAUAAUAUCAGCAGGUGUGCCAAUAUCAGGCAAUAAUAAUACAACAGUUAAUAUUUCAACGACUUCCCACAGUCACGCGAAAACGGCUGAACAGUCAGGCACUCCAAUUCGAAAAUUAUUUGUACCAGAAUAUCACUGUGAAAACUACGACCAUUUCCAACCUCAACAAUUAGGGGAAGUUGCUAGAAGCCCGAAUCAGCUAAAUAAUAAUUUUGGGAUUAAUUGUCAUCAAAAUAUAAAUCAUCAACAAAACGAAGAUAAUAGCAAUAAUAAUAAUACAAUGCCUUUCUUUCCGAGGAGAACAAAUCCGGCAGUAGCGCUGUCUGCUGCUGAGCAUAGAAGGGCUAUUUCAAAUAUUGAAGUGCAAGGGACGGCUUAUAAUAUUAGAGACAGGUAUGAGUUUAAAGAUUUACUCGGAACUGGCGCCUUCUCUAAAGUUUUCCUUGCGGAAUGUCGUUUUGAACCUGGUACUUUUGUUGCAAUUAAAUGCAUUGACAAAAAGGCAUUAAAAGGAAAGGAAGACUCGUUAGAAAAUGAAAUUCGAGUGCUAAAAAAAUUACGUCACAACAACAUUGUUCAACUUUAUGAUACUUUUGAUGAGAAACAUUAUGUUUAUUUGGUGAUGGAAUUAGUAACAGGGGGCGAACUUUUUGAUCGGAUUGUUGCCAAAGGCUCUUAUACAGAAAGGGACGCUUCCAAUCUCAUUAGACAGGUGCUUGAAGCAGUUUCAUUCAUGCACGACAACGGUGUAGUCCACCGCGACUUGAAACCAGAAAACCUACUUUAUUUUAACCAAGACGAUGAUUCCAAAAUUAUGAUAUCAGAUUUUGGCCUUUCAAAAACUGAGGAGUCCGGAAUUAUGGCCACAGCUUGUGGGACACCGGGAUAUGUGGCGCCCGAAGUUCUUCAGCAGAAACCUUAUGGAAAAGCUGUGGAUGUUUGGUCUAUCGGAGUAAUCGCCUACAUCCUUCUCUGCGGUUAUCCACCAUUUUACGACGAAAACGACGCUAAUUUAUUUGCCCAAAUAAUUAAAGGGGAAUAUGAAUUCGAUUCCCCAUAUUGGGACGAAAUUAGCGAUUCAGCAAAAGAUUUUAUUUCUCAUCUAAUGUGUUGCUCCCCUGAACAGAGGUAUUCCUGUGAGCAAGCAUUAGCACAUCCUUGGAUUAGUGGAAACACAGCGAGAACAAAAGACAUUCACGGAACUGUAGCAACACAUUUAAAAAGAAGUUUGGCGAAGAGAAAAUGGCGCAAGGCAUAUAACGCUACAGCAGCAAUUCGACAGCUACAAAUGUUACGGCUUUCAUCAGCACGUUAUUUGCAACAGAAUCCAGGCAAGAAAGCUAUGGCAACAACAACACUAACUGCAAAUCAUUAA
Messenger RNA from Meloidogyne enterolobii, 1824 nucleotides. The record is from the annotation of a GenBank genome assembly. NCBI's taxonomy places the organism in Eukaryota, Metazoa, Nematoda, Chromadorea, Rhabditida, Meloidogynidae.